This is a messenger RNA of Leucoraja erinaceus (little skate), 934 nucleotides long. RefSeq names its product adhesion G protein-coupled receptor E2-like. NCBI's taxonomy places the organism in Eukaryota, Metazoa, Chordata, Chondrichthyes, Rajiformes, Rajidae. The record is from RefSeq and is a predicted model, not a curated record. Gene Ontology annotation, molecular function: calcium ion binding. The transcript has 4 exons. The coding region runs from base 149 to 583 and encodes 144 amino acids.
GGGAACUGGCCAUAUCUGAAUUUCAUGUCCUCCUCAGUGGGGCGUGCCUCUGUACAGUUGCUGAAGUUCUGCCGGACGAUGUGAGUCGUACAAAAGCCCGAAUGAGGUCAUUACCGAUCAGUCACUGUUCGAUCUUUCUGAGAGCAGGAUGCGAGCCGUGUACAGCUGCCUUCUAUUGGUGAUUUACAACAGCCAUCUGACGUUUCUAGUUUCAUCCAAAAACUGUACAGAUGGAUACAUGAGGCCAUCAAAUAGCACGUGUAUAGAUGAGGAUGAAUGUAAUGGAACCUCUGCACAAACGCUGUGUGGCAACAACGCUGAUUGUCGCAACACAGUGGGAAGCUACUACUGUACCUGUAAGGCAGGAUAUUUCCACCCGAGCAAACAACGUAACUUCACAGACGGCAGAGGCUGCAAAGAUGAGGAUGAAUGUAAUGGAACUUUUACACAAACACGGUGUGGCAACAACACUGAUUGUCACAACACAGAGGGAAGCUACUACUGUACCUGUAAGGCAGGAUAUUUCCACCCGAGCAAACAACGUAACUUCACAGACAGCAGACGCUGCGAAGGUGGGUGGUGACACUCACAUUUUUGUAUUUAAUACAUUACUGUUUUGCCUCACUGGGGAGCUUGUGCUUUGAACUUGGCAUGAAUGGGAAGAGGCAUAGCAGCUGGUUUCAGGUACAUGGAGGAGUAUUGGAAAAUCAACAGACAAUAGACAAUUGGUGCAGGAGUAAGCCAUUCGGCCCUUCGAGCAAGCACCGCCAUUUAAUGUGAUCAUGGCUGAUCAUCCCCAAUCAGUACCCCGUGCCUGCCUUCUCCCCAUAUUCCCUGACUCCGCUAUCUUUAAGAGCCCUAUCUAGCUCCCUCUUGAAAGUAUCUAGAGAACCGGCCUACACCGUACUCUGAGGCAGAGAAUCCACAGACUCAC